GGGCCCGCUUGUGCAAGCUAGGAUAGCUUGGGCCGCAGCCCCAGCGCGAGGUCUGCGCGCGCCCGGGCGUGCAUGCGGCUGCGGGGAGGUUCUGUGUGCGCGCAGGGCUGGAGCGCGGCCCGCGUUGGAGCUGAGUGGGCGCUGCGCGCGCGGGAGUAUUUCACAGCAAAUCUGAAUGUUUAAUUAAAGAAUGGAAUACAGAAAACCACAAAAAACUUCAGCUAUUGAUUUAAUCUCAUCUGAAAUUCUACAGGUGUGUCUUCUACCUCAGCAUAUCAAGGCAACAGGCUUCCCUUUUCUUGAGGCUUGAAUGAAAGACAUUCUUCCAUAUAUCUCAGAAUACACCCGAGAGUGGUACUGCUGCAGCCAGCGGGAAUUUCAAGGGCAAAAUUGGGAAAUGGCAAUGGAGUAGAGUGUUUUUCAGGGUCUCCAGAAGAUUAUGUAAUACAUAGCAAAGUGAGAACCUCUGGGUUCAAGAAGAGUGAAAAAGAAAAGCAGUGGCCAGAUGUCAUUGGCUUUGCUUGUUUCUAAUGUAAUCAGAGGUCAUCAAGCAUAAAGCAGAGGUGUGUGUCUUAUAAGCAAUUUAUUGCAGAAUUUUAAGCCAGUCUGUGAAGGCCUCCUUUUUAGUAGGUGAAUGCUGGCUUCUUACAUAUCUUAUAGAAAUUUCAAGCAUUAUUUUUGACAACUGCCUUCUGCUGAAUGUUCACUGGGUGAAACUGAAGGUCCUCAGAAGAAAUAAAUCAAGAAGAACCUGUGCCUUACGUCCUUCCCAGCUGCUGUGGAUGGCCCUGACUCUCUUAACUGCCCUUCCCAGUAGGAUGUCACUGAGAUCCCUCAAAUGGAGCCUUCUGCUGCUGUCUCUCCUGAGUUUCCUCGUGAUGUGGUACCUCAGCCUUCCCCACUAUAAUGUGAUAGAGCGUGUGAACUGGAUGUACUUCUAUGAGUAUGAGCCAAUUUAUAGACAAGACUUUCGCUUUACACUUCGAGAGCAUUCAAACUGCUCUCAUCAAAACCCAUUUCUGGUCAUCCUAGUGACCUCGCACCCCUCAGAUGUGAAAGCCAGGCAGGCCAUUAGGGUUACUUGGGGUGAAAAGAAGUCUUGGUGGGGAUAUGAGGUUCUUACAUUUUUCUUACUAGGCCAGCAAGCUGAAAUGGAAGACAAAAUGUUAGCGUUGUCCUUAGAAGAUGAGCACCUUCUUUAUGGUGACAUAAUACGACAAGAUUUUUUAGACACAUAUAACAACCUGACCUUGAAAACCAUUAUGGCUUUCAGGUGGGUAACUGAGUUUUGCCCCAAUGCCAAGUACAUCAUGAAGACAGACACUGACGUUUUCAUCAAUACUGGUAAUUUAGUGAAGUAUCUUUUAAAUUUAAACCACUCAGAGAAGUUUUUCACAGGUUAUCCUCUCAUUGAUAAUUACUCCUACAGAGGAUUUUACCAGAAAAACCAUAUUUCAUAUCAGGAGUAUCCUUUCAAGGUGUUCCCUCCCUACUGCAGUGGGCUGGGUUAUAUAAUGUCCAGAGAUUUGGUGCCAAGGAUCUAUGAAAUGAUGGGUCAUGUGAAACCCAUCAAGUUCGAAGAUGUUUAUGUCGGGAUCUGUUUGAAUUUGUUAAAAGUGGACAUUCAUAUUCCAGAAGACACAAACCUUUUCUUUUUAUAUAGAAUCCAUUUGGAUGUCUGUCAACUCAGACGUGUGAUCGCAGCCCAUGGCUUUUCUUCCAAGGAAAUCAUCACAUUUUGGCAGGUUAUGCUAAGGAACACCACAUGCCAUUAUUAACUUUACACUCUACCAAAAAUCUAGAGAAGGGCAGGAUGCUUUGUGGAAAAGUCUUAAAGUUGGUGCUGUGGAGAACUCAUGGAAAAGUCAGUGUGCUGGCUCACACUGAACUGAGAUCAUGGAGAACCCAUUGAUUGGAGGGCCACACAUUACUAGUGAUUUAUUUUGACAAAAUUCAAGUCAAGCCCCUUAAAAGUGGUAUUCAGAGGAAUUAAACGUCUUAUAAAGGAAUCAGGUUUUUGCCUGAAAGUUAAUAGGGCCAAACAUUGAACAUGUCAUUCUAUAGACUAGAAUUUCUUAAAAGGGUUUCCUUAAUUAUAAGCUCAUUAGUCCGUAACAGCAAAGCAGUGUGGAGUUCUAUUUAUUGAACAGUUUAGUCACUUAAAGGUUUAAUGUGUAUCUUACAUGGGUUACCAAUUUUUAAAAACUAUGUAGUUCUGUGUAAAAAAAAAAACUUCACUGACAUUAUACUGAACAAAAUUAAUUAUAUCUGUUUUUGGUCAUUCAGAAGGCACUUAAAGAUGUUGCGGUAUUUUGGAGUUACCAGUUAUUAUUUAAUGUUACUUCAAACUUUCUGGGUGUUUAAAUGUUAUUAUGGUGGUUUCAAUACUGUAUAAUAGAAUAGUGAAUCAAUUUUUAUAUUUGAGCUUUGUUCCAGUUACUUCAUUGAUCAGUGAAAGUCAUAGGUCAUUUAUUGAGUAUCAGUACUCUGUUGGACUUCAUUUUACUGUGGCACUGUAAAGAAUAAUUAAAGCAAGAAAAUCUGAGUUAUUGUCUUGUUUUUGAAGCUAUAGUUCUCAGUGUUCUUAGAUAUCACUUUAUCUGUUUCAUUUUUCCCCUGGAACUUAGGAAUCAUAUAGAAUGCCAGGCAGUGUAUUUCCUUUUAGAAAGGACUCUGAAGGCACAAAAGAAGGGAGAGGACAGAAUGUUAUGAGAAGAGUGUCCUUUAUCAGAAUUUGGGUUAGAAAAACAAGACUGAAGAUCCAAGUUGCAAUGUUAAUCUUACCCUGUGUGUUUUCUCAUUAACAAUCAACUUGUGAAUAAAGAGGA
Molecule: messenger RNA, 2828 nt
Organism: Ictidomys tridecemlineatus (thirteen-lined ground squirrel)
Lineage: Eukaryota; Metazoa; Chordata; Mammalia; Rodentia; Sciuridae
Source: RefSeq, a predicted model, not a curated record